Messenger RNA from Aureococcus anophagefferens, 5571 nucleotides. RefSeq lists its product as hypothetical. Gene Ontology annotation, molecular function: oxidoreductase activity. The coding region runs from base 1 to 5571 and encodes 1856 amino acids. NCBI's taxonomy places the organism in Eukaryota, Pelagophyceae, Pelagomonadales, Pelagomonadaceae. The record is from RefSeq and is a predicted model, not a curated record. The transcript is spliced from 5 exons.
AUGAGGCGAGCGGCGGCGGACGCGCGACGUACGGAGGAGGUCGCGAACGCGCGGGCGGCGUCGCCCGACAAGGAGAACCGCACGGCGGUGGGCACGGUCUACGGCUGGUGGGAGGCGGCCCUCGACGCGGCCGCGCUGUCGGCCUACGCCGUCGAGCCGUGGGCGCUCGUCGCCGGCGACCGCGCCUGGACCGCGGGCGCGGCGCUCCUCGACACGGGCGCGGCGCCGAUCUCGCGCGACGCCGACGGCGUCUACGGCGCCGCGGCCGCGCGCCUCCGCCCCGUCGACGUCGCCAUGGCGGCGACGCCGCGCGCGUCGACGCCGGGGCUCCGCGGCGCGAGCGUCACGCUGCCGGCCGACUUCAGCCUCAUGAACGCGGCGAGCUUCUCGUCGGCGUUCUGGGCCGCGGCGAUCGUCGAGAGCGGCGCCGAGUACGCGCUGCUCAAGGACGAGCUCAUCACGCUGCCGAGCGCCGCGGGCGACGACGCGAUCGUCCUCGACGGCGGCAUGGUGGACACGACGGGCAUCGCGGCGCUCCUGCGCCGCCAGGCGACGACGGUCGUCGCCUUUUACGACAACAACAACGGCGGCGUCGCGGCGCAGCCGGCGUCGCUGGCCUAUUUAUUUGGCGCGGCCGGCCCCACGGACUCGAUGAACGCCGUCGCGGGACCGGACGUCCUCGCGGUCUUCGACGGGGCCCUCUGGCCCGCGGCGCUCGCGAACCUCACGGCGGGCGCGCGCGCGGCGCUGCGCGGCGUCCGCGUCGCGGCGAACGCGUACCUCGGCGUCGAGGCCUACGUCCUCGACGCGCUCCUCGUCUUCCCCCUCGAGCGGUCGCCGUCGUUCCUCGCGUCCUUCGCGGACCCGGCGGUCGCGGCGAACGUCGCCGACGACUGGCCCAACGCCAUGGCGCUGUCCAUGGACCCCUUCGCCGCGAACCUCCUCUGCGCGGACGCGCGCUGGAAGGUCGGCCGACACCGCGCGGAGCUCGCCGCGCUCAGCCCCGCAAUUAUGGGCUGCCGCCUCCGAUGGCUCUCGCUCGCGUGCGCCGCGGCGGCGUCGGCCACGGCCGGGCGCCGCGUGCGGCGCGAGGUGCGGAGCCUGUCGGCGGCCGAGUGGGGCGACGUCGUCGACGCCAUGUGGACAAUGAAGCGCCUGGGCCAGGCCGAGGGCGAGGCGCGCUACGGCCCGGCGUUCCGGACCUACGACUCCUUCGUGGCGCAGCACGUCGUCGCGUCGCUGAACGCGAAAUGCGAUGCGGCCCACUUCUCGCCGAUCUUCGUGGUCUGGCACCGCGCCUUCGAGCUCCAGUUCGAAAACGCUCUGCUGGCGGUGAACGGUAACAUCUCCGGCGCGCCCUACUGGGACUACCGCCCCGACGCCGACGACCCCGGGCGCGCCGGCGGCGUGUUUACGGACCACUACUUUGGCGACUGGGUCGGCCAAGGGCCGGGCUUCGAGGUCACGAACGGGCGCUUCGCCGACUGGCCCGUGGCCGCGGCCGCGGACGGCGCCCAGGGCUGGCGGGGCCUCUACGGCGGGCUGCGCGGGCCCAUGAGCAUGAACCGGAGCCCGAACGCGACGCGCAACGGCGGGACCAUGUGCGGCGUGCCCGUGGGCGUGGGCAACGCGAGCUGGUGGGCCGCGUGCCUCGAGCCGGACGACGUCCGCGACAUGCACCUCUGCAUCGACUACGAGGUCCACGGCAUGGCCCACUUCGGGGUCGGCGGGGGCUGGCCCCGCUACGCGCACCAGCCGCCGGCGACGGGCAACAUCAGCGGCAACGCCGCGCCCCUGUGCGCGUCGUUCUACGGCAUGGUCGGCUCCCGCGGCGAGGACAGGCAGCUCGGGUCCUACGUCUACCCGAUCAACGCGGGCUGCCUCGACUGCCCCGACUGCGCCGCGGAGGGCCUGGACGAGGCCGACUGCGUCUGCGCGUGCGCGCGCGACGACUGCGGCUGCGGCGGCGUCUGGACCGGAGACCCGGCCUACGUCGAGACGAUCGUCGCGCCGGAGUACGUCCAGGUCGUCGGCGACAUGUACGACCCCAUCUCGUCGCCCAACGACCCCCUCUUCUUCUUCCACCACGUGAACAUGGACCGCUUCUUCAUGGCGUGGCAGCGGACGCACCGCGACGCCGCGCCGCACUACGGCUUCCCCCGCGCGGGCGUGAAGGCCGACGACGUCUACUGCGCCGCGCACCUCCUCGACGGCGUCCUCGGCGACGACUCCUGGCCCAUCCGCGACGCGCUCCCGGACCAGGCCGGCCCGCUCUCGCCGCGCGACGUGGAGCGCGCGGCGGAGCUCUUCCGCCGCGAGGGCUUCGUCGUCGUGCGCGAUGUGUUGGACGCGGCGCAGCUGGAACUACUCCGGGCCGGCUGCGCGCGCGAGAUGAAACGCAUCGUCGACGCCUUCGGCGCGGGAGGCAACCGCGGCUCGCACCGUUUUAGCUUCGGGGGCGCGCACCGCAGCGGGAGCUGCGGUCAUUGCCCCGAGUGGACGCAGCUCGUGGAAUUAGCGACGGUCCAACCAGUUCUCGCGGCGAUCUUCGACUCCGACGAGUACCGCGCGUGCUCGAUGGGCGGCGACUUCUGCCUCCCGGGCGCGGCGAGCUACCAGCCGCUCCACGCGGACACGGGCGGCGAGCUCUGCUUCGAGGGCGAGGACGUGGACGCGCGCGACGCGCCCGUCGCCCUCGUCACCGUCAACUUCCUGCCCCAAGACUUCACGCGGACGAACGGGCCGCUCCGGCAGAUCCCGGCCACGUCGACGACCCGCGACCCGAUCCCGUCGCUCGCCGACGAGCCGGACGCAUGGAAACGGUCGACGCUGCUGCCCUGCCGGGCCGGCUGGGCCGUCGUACGGGAUCUGCGGGCCUGGCACGGAGGGACGCCGAACCUCUCCCAGGGGACGCGCGCCGUCCCGAACGUCGAAUACUGCGCGCCCUGGCUCGAGCCCGGCUUCCGCGCGAGCGUGCCCCGGGAGCUCUACGAGACGUUGCCGCCGCGGGCCCAGUUCCGGUGCGCGCGCAUCGUCGGCGACGUCGACGCGCGCCUCGUCGACGAGCUGCGGACGCCCUACAUCUUCGGGCGCCGCGCGCCGCCGCCGGCCCCGCCGCGGGCGCGCCGCGGCUUCGUGGCGCGCGUCCUCGGGUGCGCGCGCCGCGACGCGGCGCGGACACACAAGACCAUCGCCUUCCGGCUCGUCAACAUGGUGCGACUCUUCAUCGCGCUGCUCGCCACCGCGGCGGCUUGGGUGGCGCCGCGGUCGCCGAGCCUGCCGCGGCAUCGCAUCGCCGUCCGCGCCGACCCGGGUGGCGGCGCCGAGGCGGCGAAGAAGUCGCUCGCCGACGCCAUCGCCGCGUUCUCCAAGGGCAAGUUGUCGCGCGAGGAGCUCGAGAGCGCCGUGCGCGCCGAGGAGGCGGCGGCGGCGGCGCAGCUCGCGCGCGAGCGCGCGGCGCGCGACGCGGCGAAGCAGGCCGCGAAGCAGAAGACCGCGAUCGGCGCGGGGUCGGUGCUCGGCGCCUUGGGCCUCGUCGCCGGCGGCGUGCUCGAGGUCGAGACGGCCCUCGAGAUCGGCGCGGCGCUGCCGCUGGCCGCCGCCGCGUUCCUCGGCGUCGGCGGCUACGCCGUCGCGUCCGGCGACGACGAGCUCGCGGAGACGCUCCGGUCGACGGUCGGCGAAGCCGGCUCCGCGACGCUCGACGCGGCCGGCGCGGCCGCGGAGGCCACGGCCGCCGCCGCCGCCGCCGAGGUCAAGGCCCUGCCGGGCCGGGCCGCCGACGCCGCCCAGCAGGCGGCGCUCGACGCCGUCGAGGAGGCGAAGCGCGUGCCCGGCUACGCGGCGGACGCGGCCAAGGACGCGGUGCUCGGCGCCGUCGACGAGGUCAAGGCCCUGCCGGGCAAGGCCGCCGACGCGGCCCAGCAGGCGGCCCUCGACGCCGUCGACGAGGUCAAGAGGCUCCCGGGCAAGGCCGCGGACGCCGCGCAGCAGGCCGCGCUCGACGCCGUCGACGAGGUCAAGGCGACGCCGGGCCGCGCGGCCGCGGCCGCGCAGAAGGCGGCCGAGGACGCCGUCGCGGAGGCGGGCAGGGCCGUCGACGAGACGCUCGCCGUGCCCCAGAAGGCCCUCGACAACCUCCUGGGCCAGCUCCCGACGCCGCCGCCGCCGCCGCCCAAGGCCGCCGCGCCGCCCAAGCCGGCGCCCGCGCCGCCCAAGGCGCCCGCGCCGCCGAAGAAGGCCGCGCCGGCCUUCUCGCUCCCCAAGGCCCCCGCGCCGCCCAAGGCCGCGCCGCCCAAGGCCGCGCCGGCCGCGCCGAAGAAGGCGCCGGCCCCGGCCUUCAGCCUCCCCAGCUUCGGCGGCGACAAGCCCGCCGCGCCCAAGGCCGCCGCCGCGCCGCCCAAGGCCGCCGCGCCGCCGAAGAAGGCGCCGCCCGCGAACCCCGUCGUCAAGGCGCCCGUCUUCUCCUUCGGCGGCGCCCCGAAGCCCGCCGCGCCCAAGGCCCCUCCGAAGGAGGAGGCGCCCAAGCCGAAAGCGCCGGCCUUCUCCUUCGGCGGCGCGCCCAAGGCCGCCGCGCCCAAGGCCGCCGCGCCCAAGGCCGCGCCCGCCCCGCCGAAGAAGGCGGCGUCGCCGUUCUCCUUCGGCGGCGCGCCCAAGGCCGCCGCGCCCAAGGCCGACGCGGCCGCCAAGGCCAAGGCGGACGCCGCCGCCAAGGCCAAGGCCGACGCCGCCGCCAAGGCCAAGGCGGAUGCCGCCGCCAAGGCCAAGGCGGACGCCGCCGCCAAGGCCAAGGCCGACGCCGCCGCCAAGGCCAAGGCCGACGCCGCCGCCAAGGCCAAGGCCGCCGCCGCCAAGCCCGUGGCCAAGGCGCCCGCGCCGAAGAAGCCCGCGUUCUCCUUCGGCGGCGCGCCGAAGGCCAAGGCGCCGACCCCCGCGCCGGCGCCCGCGCCGAAGAAGCCCGCGUUCUCCUUCGGCGGCGCGCCGAAGGCCAAGGCGCCGACGCCCGCGCCGACGCCCGCGCCGAAGAAGCCCGCGUUCUCCUUCGGCGGCGCGCCGAAGGCCAAGGCGCCGACCCCCGCGCCGACGCCCGCGCCGAAGAAGCCCGCGUUCUCCUUCGGCGGCGCGCCGAAGGCCAAGGCGCCGACCCCCGCGCCGGCGCCCGCGCCGAAGAAGCCCGCGUUCUCCUUCGGCGGCGCGCCGAAGGCCAAGGCGCCCGCGCCCGCGCCGACGCCCGCGCCGAAGAAGCCCGCGUUCUCCUUCGGCGGCGCGCCGAAGGCCAAGGCGCCCGCGCCCGCGCCGACGCCCGCGCCGAAGAAGGGGGCCCCAAGGCCGCCGCGCCGGCCAAGAAGGCCGCGGAGCCGCCGAAGAAGGCCGCCGCCGGCGGCGCCCGCGAAGGCGGCGCCCGCGCCGGCGAAGCUCAGCUUCAAGCCGUCCGCGCCCAAGAAGGAGCAGGCGAAGCCCGCUCGGGCCUUCAGCGCGCCCACGCGCGCGACGCCGCCGCCGUCGCAGUUCGCGAACGCGAAGCAAAAGGCCGAGGCGGCGCGCGCGGCGCGACUCGCGGGCAAAAAGUAA